Molecule: messenger RNA, 2463 nt
Organism: Paramuricea clavata
Lineage: Eukaryota; Metazoa; Cnidaria; Anthozoa; Malacalcyonacea; Plexauridae
Source: the annotation of a GenBank genome assembly
AUGAUUAUCAGCCUUACAGGAGAAAAAACACAAAAAAUUAAGGAAGCUUGUCAAAAGCUUCUACAAUCUCCUCAACCUACAAUACGGGAAGUGGCUAGAGUCAUUGGCAUGUUAACAGCUAGCUUCCCAGGAGUAAUGUUUGGGCCAUUACAUUAUAGGCACUUAGAUAUGGAUAAAACUGUGGCCUUGAAAAUAAGAAAAGGCAAUUAUAAUAAGACCAUGACUCUUUCAGAUGAGGCUAAGCACGAGCUGAGCUGGUGGGUAAGCUCAAUUGAAAGUGCAUACAAUGUGGUUAGUCACGGACAAGCUGACACAACCAUGACCACAGAUGCCUCAAAAACGGGUUGGGGUUGCUCCCUAUCUGGCACACCUACAGGUGGCUCAUGGGACUCUGGAGAAUCGGAGAAACACAUUAACUGGCUGGAAGUUAAAGCCAUAUUACUCAGUCUAAAAUCAUUUGUAGAUCAUAUUUGUCAGAAGCAUGUAAAAAUCCUAUCGGACAACACAACAGCAGUCUGCUGUAUAAAUCAUAUGGGGACUAGUCACUCCAAGGAGAAAAAUCUCUUAGUAAAAGAGAUAUGGGAUUUUUGCAUUACGAAUAACAAUUGGAUUACUGUAGCACAUAUCCCAGGAAAACAAAAUGUCAUUGCAGAUUUUGAAUCGAGGAGGGGGUACCAAUGACACUGAGUGGGCCCUAGACCGAGCAGUGUAUGAUCAAGCAAUCCAAUUACUGGAUGUGACACCCAGUAUUGAUCUGUUUGCCUCAAGGCUAAACUAUAAAUUCAAGCCUUUAUGUUGCAUUCAGACCUGACCCUGAGGCUCAAGCCAUAAAUGCCUUUCAUAUCUCUUGGGUAAACAUGUGUUUUUAUGCAUUCCCACCUUUUUGCAUUAUCAACCAAAUAUUACAAAAAAUAUCAGAAGAGAAGGCAACAGGCAUAAUAGUAAUUCCACACUGGCCGACCCAGUCCUGGUGGCCAUAUCUAACCAAUAUGUUAAUAAAUUGUCCCCUUAUGUUGCCUAGCACACAACAACACUGAUGUUACCAUCCCAUCCUCAGAAGAUACAUCCUCUACAAAAGAAGUUGCGAUUACUGAUGUGCCACUUAUCGGGGGAUUACUUGAAAGUCAAGGAAUUUCAAAAGAAGCUGCUUCAAUCAUCGUACAAGCAUGGAGACCGGGGACUCAAAAACAGUACAAAUACUAUUUACAAAAGUGGGAACAGCACUGUUGUGAACGAAGUAUCAAUCCCAUUUCUCCAAAUGUAGGGACUGCAAUUGAUUUUCUACAUGAAUUUUACAAGGAAGGAUUAUCCUAUAGCACAUUAAACACGGUACGCUCAGCUCUAUCCAGCGUUGUCCAACCAAUAGACAAUUUCACAUUUGGAAACCAUCCACUGGUAACCAGAUAUAUACAAGGAGUAUUUGUAAAUAGACCAGCACUACCACGUUAUAAACAGAUCUGGGAUGUGUCUGUGGUUAUAAAAUAUCUCAAAUCUUUGGGUGAAAAUACACAACUCUCUCUACAAGAUCUGACUAUGAAGACAACCAUGCUGCUUGCCCUUGUUACUGGACAGCGUUGCCAGACCAUACAGGUCUUGAACAUUAAACAGAUGGUUAAUAGUGAUGACAUGUGGUCCUUUCAUAUAAACAACUACUUUUGAGUUUAUACCAGAAACCACAUAAACCAGUUUCAUCAUAAACCAAUUGAAAGUAAUCAAAAAGAAAAUUUGGUCAUAGACUCUUAAAAAUUGUUAACCUUGAUUAAGCAUGUAUCGUGUUGAUAUUGUGUUAUUAAAGCAAAGUUACAGUGCUCAUGGUCAUUACUUUAAAGUCUCACACGUGACUCCGUAGCGAACUAACCAAUGACGAAGUAGAAUUAGAAAAUUAAACGAGACUUACCUGUAAGGUGAAGUUUGAUUGAGAUUCUACGAGUUAUUGGUUAGGAGCGAAGGAGUCACGGACCCACCCUACGGUUUUACCCAGCCCUACGGCUUUACAGCGGGUACUAAAUAUCAAUGACCAUUCGCACUCUCUUUAAAGACUGCCGCUCGAUCCUUCCCGCGCUAUCUCACACGUGACUCCUUCGCUCCUAACCAAUAACUCGUAGAAUCUCAAUCAAACUUCACCUUACAGGUAAGUCUCGUUUAAUUUUCUAAUUCUAUUCCUUUGAUCCCGACCAUAGACCACGUGACCCGCACAAGCCAGCUGACGAUGUAUAUCGUACAGUAGCUGCUGGCCUUACUACUUUUACGUCAACAUCUCCACGUGCUGUUUGGUUUCCAAGGAAACGUGCUGUCGCCAUCGCCAACAACAAGUUGUUCGUUGAGAACGAGACUGGAGAACUGGUGACGACUCAUUUGAAUUCUGAUGAAGAAAUUUUGAAAGCCUUUCAUGAUCAUUUUCCACAAUUUAAACAGGACACUGUACGACGUGCUUUGGCAGAAUGGAAUCGCGUAUCUCGGUGA